CGGGUAAGCCAUUAAUUUUUGCAGGAUCCAUGACGUCACUAAAAGGGGGUCAACUGCUGCUUCUUUUCAAUCGCGAGAUGUAGCUUCUACUUUCUUAGUAGUUAUUGUACGCACCUAGGACGUAAAAUCAUGGCUUCCUUUGGCUGGAAGAGGAAGAUUGGUGAGAAGGUUUCAAAGGUUACUUCAAAGCAAUUUGAAAGUGAAGCAGCAGAAGAAGGUGGUGUUCACAGGGAUGAUGAAGUUGACUGGCUCCAUGCUUGCAAACGAAGAAAGGAAAUUCUUUUGGAAGAUUGUGCUGAUAAAAGUAAGAGACUGAAAGAUGAGGGUUCACUUUUAGCAGAAAGUGGAAGGCAUCAGGAAGCUGUUGGGAGGUGGGAUGAAGCAAUACAAUUAACACCAGAAGAUGCUGCUCUGUAUGAGAUGAAAGCACAGGUGUUGAUGUUAUUGAAUGAGGCCUUCCUAGCAGUACAAGCAGCAGAAAUGGCAGUACAGCGAAGCCCCCGGUGGUGGAUGGCACGGCAGACCCUUGGACGUGCACAACUUGGUAUAGGAGAAGUGAUGCUGGCUUUAAAGAGUUUCCAGGUGGCCCUACAUAUAAAUCCAUCAGAGUCUACUUUAUGGAAAGAUGAUCUGGCUUGGGCUCUACAACUUCGAGAACAGCAGAAAGAAGCAGAGAGGCUGUUGGCAGAAGCAAACGCUCCAGAUCUUGGGCAAAAAGCAAUCCCAGACUUUGACUUUGAAAGUGACGAGGUGAUUGCAGCUUGUGCUGCAAUUGCAGAAAAACAAAAGCAUACUCAGAAAACCACUAUCCUUGUUUCCAGUGCGGGCAACGUAGAAACCAUAACUCAGAAGAAUGAAACAACAACUGAUGUUGCUGAUGCAUUUGUCAGAGCUCGAUAAUGGAGCUACUUGCUGUUACUGGAUUUAUUUGUUUAAACUUUGCUACUAGUUACUGACUGGUCAUUAGCAAGAACAUUUUAAAAGUCCUCAAAUGCCUCUUUUUGUCUGUCAAGUAACCAUAUGUAGAUAUUUAUGUUUGCGACACUUCUGUUUUUAAGUAGCUAAUACAUUUACCAGAAUAUCAAUAUAUAUAAAAUGGAGUGUUGGGCAAAGUUCUUGGAUGCUGCUCCUUUUUCCCCAUCUCUGUGCUCUACUAGGGCAGGCUUUUAUUACCUUGCCCUGAGAAUAGGGGUACUUUGAGGCAGCUGUUUCAGGUGUGAAGCUUUUAUUAAAAUGAUGUAGUAUUUUAUUUACAUUUUCA
Protopterus annectens (West African lungfish) is the source of this 1261-nucleotide messenger RNA. It is a transcript of the gene TTC33, whose product is annotated as tetratricopeptide repeat domain 33. The transcript has 5 exons. The coding region runs from base 130 to 900 and encodes 256 amino acids. Lineage: Eukaryota; Metazoa; Chordata; Ceratodontiformes; Protopteridae. Gene Ontology annotation, molecular function: protein binding. The record is from RefSeq and is a predicted model, not a curated record.